AUGUCUCAACUCCUUCAGAGAACGUUGGCUUUUUCUACGGACCUGGUAGAGCGCCAGGUAACCUAUCCGUUCGCCGCUCCUGUUUGGGCGUAUUUGUUGGGAGCUCUCCUUAUCCAGCAGACCGUGACCAGAUGGUACAGAUAUUAUAAAUCAUGGGUCGACGUCCCGGUAGUUGGAGGGUAUGGGGUUGUUGGGUCUUGGAUUGCGGCAUUCCGGUGGACAGCGCGAGCGCGAUCCUUAGUGGAUGAGGGCUAUCGGAAGCACGGCGACUUUGCCUUCCAGGUAUCAACUCCAACUCGAUGGGAAGUCUUUAUCUGCAAUGACGAAAUGGUGCGCGAGUAUCGUAACUUUACCGACGAACGCUUCUCGGCGAAUGCUUUAUUCGAAGCGCAGUAUACCGUUCCAGGCGCGGCAGAGGGUGUGCAUAAAGUACCUGUUCCUACCGUGGCGAAGGCCCUGACCUGGCAGCGCACUCGCGCCGCAACCAAAAGCGACCCAUACUUUGAGGAGUUUGUGAAAGAACUGGAGCACGCUUUUGAUGUGGAGACCAUGUUUGGUGACGAUGAUUGGAACGAUCUUUGCUGUUUCGCUACUGGAACAAGGAUCGUGGCCCAUCUAACCGCCAAAUCACUGGUAGGGUACCCUUUGUCUCGAGAUAAGGAACUGAUUGAUCUAUUCGCCGAGUAUGGCAAUGCGGUGCCAACUAGUGGUUUCUUUAUUGCAAUGUUUCCGGAGAUUUUGAAACCCUUCGCUGCAAAAAUGUGUAGCGCCCCAAAGAUAUCAGCACGCCUUGAUAGCAUUGUGAUGGACGAAUUAAAAAAGAGGAAAGAAAAUCCCCGGAGCGAGCCACAGGAUAUCACGGAUUGGCUUUCGUCGUGGAGUCGUACAUACCCUGGGACGUACACCGACCGAGAUAUUGCUCGGUCCGUAACAUCAGCCGUGUUUGGGGCUAUCCAUACUACUACACAGGUGAGCUCCACGGGGGUAACCAACCUGUUCGAAGCCGUCCGGCUUACCUUAGUGCUUAGGUGUUGUUUUGUGAAGGAAUCACUCAGCGACCACUGUCUGACGUUUCAUUUAGGUUCUCUUGCACGACGCGCUACGAAAGACUUCACUUUCAGCAAUGGGCUUCGCAUUCCUGAAGGAACGUACGUGUUCACACCAAAUGCACCGGUUCUCUUCGACGAGAAGCAUUACCCCGAUGCCCAGCAAUUUGACGGCUAUCGAUUCUAUCGGUUGGGUAGGGUUACAGGACGACCACUCGACUACAAAUUCAUUGCUGCCAAUACCAAGUAUCUCCAAUUCGGAGACGGGAGACAUAUAUGCCCUGGUCGAUUCAUGGCGGCAGACGAGAUCCGUCUUCUGCUGGCGCAUAUUCUUAUGAACUACGACAUCAGACCGAAAGAUCAUGGUCAACGCCCACCUAAUUGGACCUUUAAGAAGAUUUUGUUCCCGGACAUGAAAGGAAUGGUGCAGUUGAAGCGGCGAUCCGUUACGGCAUCCAACCCUAACUAG
This is a messenger RNA of Aspergillus pseudonomiae, 1515 nucleotides long. Its product is annotated as cytochrome P450. The transcript has 9 exons. The record is from RefSeq and is a predicted model, not a curated record. Bases 1 to 1515 code for a protein of 504 amino acids. Gene Ontology annotation, molecular function: heme binding; oxidoreductase activity, acting on paired donors, with incorporation or reduction of molecular oxygen; iron ion binding. NCBI's taxonomy places the organism in Eukaryota, Fungi, Ascomycota, Eurotiomycetes, Eurotiales, Aspergillaceae.